Molecule: messenger RNA, 1539 nt
Organism: Botrytis sinoallii
Lineage: Eukaryota; Fungi; Ascomycota; Leotiomycetes; Helotiales; Sclerotiniaceae
Exons: 6
Coding region: 1-1539 (512 amino acids)
Biological process (GO): transmembrane transport
Molecular function (GO): transmembrane transporter activity
Source: RefSeq, a predicted model, not a curated record
AUGGCUUGGGGUGUGCUGGAUGAUUACAAAUUGACGAAAGUUCCGGGAACCACUUUAUUCAACAAAGAAGGCAUCGAUUUGGCAGAUGGUGUUGAAGUCGAUCCCAACAUCAAAAAGUCUGGCUCAAUUAUUCUCAUCCCUCAACCUAGUGAUAGUGUAAAUGAUCCUCUGAACUGGUCUUCAACUCGCAAAAAUGUUAUUAUUUGGAUCCUUUCGAUCGCCUCUGGCUUACUACUCGGUCCUAUGGUUACUCCAGGAUUUGGGGAAGUAGCUGCUACAUAUCAUGUCAGCUUCAACGCUGUGUCAAUAGCUUUGGUAGGGGUUUUGACUUUGGUUACGGGUACAUUCACAUUCUUCACUUCCGCUGCUGCGACAGUGUGGGGGAAACGACCUAUGUUUAUCAUAUCUAUGGUUGUCCUGCUGAUCACUUCAGUCUGGGGAUUCUAUGCCACUAGCCUCGUUUCCUUAACGGUGAUGCGGGCAAUUCAAGGUGCAGCUAGUGCUCCGGUAGAAACGCUGGUUACCUCCACAGUGUCCGAUAUCUUUUUCGUUCAUCAACGAGGGCAAAAGCUGGCAGUAUGGGGACUCGCUAUUCUUACAGGUGCACUUUUAGGUCAAGUCAUUUCAGGGGUAAUCAUCGAAACUAUGGGAUUUUCGGCUUCUUUUGGAAUCACCUCACUUUGCUACAUAGUAAUCAUUCCUCUGGUAUACUUCUUUGUUCCAGAGACCUCAUACCAACGAAAAAUACUUGAGCACACUCAUAUCUCGGAGAAAGAAUCCACAAUGGAGAUUGAAAUCCAGGAAAUAGAGUCCAAGAAAACAUUUGUUGAAACACUUUCUCUGUACAACGGUCGUGUCUCUGACGCAGGCUUUUGGAAAACCGCAAUCAAACCUAUUCCGCUUAUCGUCUACCCCGCCGUUAUUGUCAGCACCUUUGUUCAUGCAUCAUUUCAAACAUGGCUAAUAUCUUUCUCUCUCCUGUCCGUCAAUAUUUUCUCGGCUCCGCCUUACAAUUUAUCUUCAUCACAAAUUGGUCUUACAAAUCUUCCCCAAUUCUUCAUGGGGAUUGCCGCAACAAUGUUGGCCGGUUGGACCGCGGAUAAGAUUGCUGCAUUCAUGUCUCGUCACAAUAACGGUGUUUAUGAGCCUGAGUUCCGCUUAACUCUGAUGAUACCAGCAGUCAUUCUUUCUACAAUAGGCUUUUUCGGCUUCGGUAUCUCUGUAGAACGAGGACUACCUAUCUAUUGGCCCGUAGCAUUCAUGACGAUCAAUUCCUUAGCUGUACCCUUUGCGACUUCAGCAAGCUUCACAUAUGUGAUUGAUUGCCAUCCCAAAGAUGCAAACCAAGCAUUUGUAACCAUCAAUUUCGUCAAGGCGAUUAUGGUGUUUGUCUCCAGCUCUUUUAUUAAUGGGUGGCUAGAUACGGCUGGGGCAAAGAGCGUUUUUAUUACUAUCGGUUUAAUCAAUGCAGGUAUUUGCAUGCUGGCGGUGCCGAUUUAUGUUUACGGAAAGAGACUUCGAAGCUUGGUAUGCGUUUAG